AUGGCUUCACACGAGACAGUCAAAGUUGCCGUAGUUGUCGAUCCCGUGGCAAAUCUUGUGCCAUGUUCAAAUUCUCUAACAGCUGAGGAACUUUGUAUACUAUUGUGCAAGAAAUAUGGGAUACCUCCAUUAACCCGUACCCUAUUUGCAUUACGGAUUAAAGGCACGGACUACUUCCUCAAAGAUAACAGCAAAGUUCUCUCCGGUUCAAGAGAUUACGAACUUAGAAUCAGGUUCAAGGUUCCCCAACUGAGCCUUCUGAUAACUAUUGAUAUGACAACAUAUGAUUAUUAUUUCCAACAAGCAAGAAAUGAUGUCAAUGAGAAUAAAAUACCAGAGAUUAAAUAUCCUGAACAUAAACGGGAACUUCUUGGACUAGGUAUAGCAGACAUGAUGCGUGUCAUACUAGAAGACAAUCUACAAUUAAACGAAGUUGUUAGAAAUUAUAAGAAGUACAUACCUAAAGUUGUUGUAAAGAGUCAUGGGCCAUUCCUAAAGAAGCAUGCAUAUGAUUGCUUACCAAAGUUGUGCUCUGCUGGUCAUAGUGUGAACUAUGUGAAAAAUUUAUAUCUACAACAGUUAUAUGGACUUGCACCAAACUAUUUAGCAGAGGAAUAUAAAGAUGUGGUGUGGCAAAAUGGAGCAGAAAGCACUCCUGUAAAAGUGGUGGUUGCCCCAUUUCAUCCACAUCAACCUGGAAUUCGGAUCUACAAUACACUGAAGCGAGAUUGGUUCCACGCAUGCGCUAUUGAAGAGUUGAUAUAUCUGACGAGAAAUGGUGACCAUAGCUUGGAAGUGUCUCGACGAGGAACACCAGUUUUCCUUAAGUUCAAGUCUGAAGAACAGUUAACUUCGUUUAUAUCGAUCUGUGAUGGGUACUAUAGGUUAAUGGUGAAAUGGACUUUUAAUCUUUCUAAAGAUGACGAAACACCAUCUCUCAAGGAGUUGCAUAGGAUAAGAUGUCACGGACCUGUCGGAGGUGCAUUCUCGUAUCGGAAAUUGGAGGAAAAGCGAAGUAAGAAAUAUGGUUGUUUUAUACUUCGACAAUGUCAGGAUGACUAUAAUAUAUAUUACCUGGAUGUCUGUACAAAAAAUAGCACAACAGAAACAUAUUUGCUUGACUUCAAAGGCGACGGCUAUGUGUUUAAUCAGGAAAAAUAUUUUAGUAUCGAAAGGCUGAUCAGUUGCCAUCAGAACCCUGAAGGAAGGAUAUUUCUCAACGAAUGUAUACCACCUUCGGAAUAUGAUAAAUCACAAUUACUGCUGUGUGGAGAGCCUGUGAAGAAAGGAGUGAGGAUCGACCAAGCCGAGUUACAAGAUAUUCUAAAAGAUAACAAAAGUCCUAGAUGCUUGCCAAACAAGGAUAUUUUAUUAUAUACAGGAUCCGAGAAAGUUGGCUCCGAAAAUAUAACCGCUACAUAUAAAGCGCUCUGGAGACUCGACGAAACGAAGAAACUGCAAGUCGCCUUCAAAACAUUGCAAAGAGAUAGAGCCAAUGAUUAUUUGAAGGAUUUUGUCGAGUUGGCAAGUAAAUGGGCGUGCGUACAGUCGAGCUCAAUAGUUCGAUUGUACGGUGUCACCUUGAGCUCUCCCACAGCGCUAGUUCUCGAGUACCUGCCCUUUGGACCUUUUGACGUCUAUUUAAGGGAAAACGAAGAAAGAGUUAAGCCGCUCCAUCUCAAGAAGGUAGCGGCCGGCCUGGCGAGAGCUCUAUGGGACUUAUCGGAAGCUGGAGUUGUGCAUGGUGAUAUUAGAUGCAGACGAUUGCUGCUUGCUUCUCAUCAGGCUGACAGGAUGCUUGUGAAGCUGUCUGGACCAACGCUGAGGCAGUAUACGCCACAAGAUGUUCAUUGGAUUCCUGUGGACUUCUUUGCUGACAUGGCCCUGGCAAAGAGGUCGGUUGCGGGCGAUAUUUGGGCCUUCGCGACCACUCUUUGGGAAGUGUUUUCAUAUGGACAAUCGCCAACUCAUACUAAUCCUGUUUUAACUUCGAGGAGUUACGAAAUGGGCGACCGGUUACUCCGUCCGGCGAGGUGUCCCAGCGAAGUGUGGGCAUUGAUGAGGCAAUGUUGGCAAAGUGAGCCUCUGAGGCCGCAAGAGAUCAUGCGAGAUAUGAAUCAUAUGCUGCACAGAGAAUACGUACCUAUACACGAAUAUGAAGAGCCAAAGAUUUCACUCGACCAUCUAGAACAUCACGAUACGGUUUCAAGUGACAGAUUUAUUCCUAGUGAGUUGAGCGAUGCGGGCAGCAAUAAGUCCUUGUUGUCCGUGGAAAGUAGUGUUAAUUCUAUUAACGGAAUGUCCGAUCACUACGAUAAUAUGUUCGGAGACAACAAAAGCGCGAACUCGUUUGAGCAUAACUUAAACGCGAUGGCGUACGCGUUACGCAACGAGACGUUAUCGUGCGGGCGUAGUAGCCGUAGCAGCGUGCUCGGUUUGGGACUUGGGUUAGAGACCGCAGACGAGUUUGCCUGCUCGGCUCCACGGCUCAUGGAAUCCAUUGUAUCUCAGGGAAAGACCUACCUCGUGACUAUUACUAAGAAGAUUGGCAGUGGAAAUUAUGGGCACGUCUUCAAAGGGUGGAUGGAGCGCGAUAAUCAAGAAUCUCAAAGGAUGGAAGUGGCCGUUAAAAAGUUAACAAGACAAGAGUCUGAGAGAAAUGGUAGUUUGUAUGAAGAUUUCAAAAAUGAAUUAGAAAUUAUGAAGUCGCUACAACAUAUAAAUAUAGUGGAAAUCCUCGGAUAUUCGUGGGACCAUGGGUCAGAUGUUCUAAUAGUGAUGGAGUACCUUGAGGAGGGUUCACUCAACUACUACCUCAAGUUCCAAGGCGAUAAAUUGCGGCUCUCGCACCUGCUCAAGUAUUGCAAGGAUAUUGCUACUGGAAUGGAUCACGUGUCCGCAAAAAACGUAGUACAUCGGGAUUUAGCCACUCGAAAUAUUCUCGUUGUAAACAAAUACCACGUCAAGAUCUCAGAUUUUGGCCUUGCGAGGAUUAUUCCCAAGGAGGAGAAUGCUUAUAGGAUAAAGACUGAGCGAUUGUUGCCUAUAAAUUGGUACGCGCCCGAGUCGGCCGUUGAGCCGUGGCACUUUUCAACGAAAAGUGACGUAUGGUCAUACGGUGUAACCGCGUGGGAGAUACUGACACGUGCACGUCUUGAGGUCCCCAAAUUUGAUGUGGAACGACCACGGGAGAGGGCGUCUUGUUUCCAAAUACCAGAUGGGUGCCCGUCAGAAAUAUUUCGUCACUUGAUGAAGGAUUGCUGGGCGCUGGAUCCUAACAUGAGACCAAAAUUUAUUGACCUCGUACAUAUGUGCAAGCGAUUUAUGGACGAAUAUAAAUGA
Messenger RNA from Pieris macdunnoughi, 3342 nucleotides. The record is from the annotation of a GenBank genome assembly. Lineage: Eukaryota; Metazoa; Arthropoda; Insecta; Lepidoptera; Pieridae.